Messenger RNA from Caenorhabditis angaria, 1145 nucleotides. NCBI's taxonomy places the organism in Eukaryota, Metazoa, Nematoda, Chromadorea, Rhabditida, Rhabditidae. The record is from the annotation of a GenBank genome assembly.
AUGGAAGAAUAUCGUCAAUUAUAUUACAAUUCAAUGUGCAACCAAUCAAAAUUUGGAUAUUUUGAUAGUUGGCAAUUUCUUGCAACAUCUUCACACUCUUUUUCAUUUUUCUUGAUUCCAUUAAAUUUUUAUGGUAGUUAUUGUAUUAUUUUCAAAACUCCUUCCAAAAUGCGAAGAGUCAAAUGGGUUAUGUUAAAUUUGCAUAUUUGGACUGGAUUAUUCGAAAUUAUGAUGACAACAUUAAUCACUCCAUACUUUUUCUUUCCAUCUAUUUGUGGUUUUUCAGUUGGAGUUUUGGCUUUUCUAGGGGUUGAUAUCAAAGUUCAGAUAUUUCUGGGACAGAUUUGUUGUGGAGGUAAUUUUUGAGUAAAAAAAAGUACAGUAAUUUGAAAAAUUUUAGGAUUGUUUUCAAGUCUUUUAAUGUUGUUUGAGAAUAGACAUAACUAUUUGGUAACCUCAAAAUGGAAAAUUCCGAACAAUAAAUGUCGAAUAAUUUACUUCUUUUUUGUUUAUUUAUAUGGAUUUGGAUUUAUGUUUCCAGCUUAUUUGAAUGAACCAAAUCAAGUUGAAGCAAAACUAAUCAUUUUGAAAACAGUUGGUUUUGAUGUAUUUUUAAUGUGUUUGGAUUUCUUUUUCAGAUGAUACCUUGUCCAACUACAGAAUUCUUUGAUUCACAAGUUUAUGUUCUUAUUCUCAAUACAAAAUAUGCUGUUUACCCAAUAAUUCUUUACAUUUUUAUAACGGCCAUACAAACUUUUUUCUUUGUUUUUCAUAGUUUUUUCCACUUAUUUCAUACUUCUUCACAGAUGUCAAUUCGAACAAAAGAACUUCAAAAAAAAUAUUUGAUUGGUGCUUGUUUACAAGUUGCAAUUCCAAUCGGAGUUUUGUUAAUUCCAAUGAUUCCAUGUAUUAUUGCAAUUUUCUUGAAUUAUUAUAACCAAGCUAUGUUCAAUAUAUCUGUUUUAUGUAUUUCUCUUCAUGGAAUGUCAGCUACAAUUGUUCUUAUUUAUAUAAAUGAACCUUAUCGAAUAUUUACAAUUCGACUAUUUCGAAAGCAAAAAAUUGAUAAUUUAACUUCAAUUCAUCUCAAUUCGCGUUUUCAUUCGAAAUCAAAUGUUGCAAAGUCUACAAGAGGAGUUUUAUAA